This is a messenger RNA of Daucus carota subsp. sativus, 2076 nucleotides long. RefSeq lists its product as uncharacterized. Lineage: Eukaryota; Viridiplantae; Streptophyta; Magnoliopsida; Apiales; Apiaceae. The transcript has 6 exons. The coding region runs from base 728 to 1681 and encodes 317 amino acids. The record is from RefSeq and is a predicted model, not a curated record.
GGAAAUACGUGUCUUCAAAGACUCGUGUUCUUUUUUCUCACACAACUCUCUCUCGACUUUCUCUCUCUGUUUUCUUGCGGGAAUUUAGGGAGGUUUUAAUGGGAAAGAUUAUAUAAGAAUCAAUCCACAUUUCGUUUUCUUGGGUUUUCAUUCAUUUUAGCAAUCGAUAUUUUAUAGAUUUGUGGGUUCUGGUUUAGCUUAAAACUUGAAAUUAUUUCACAACUUUAUUCAACUCGAGUCUCUGCUUCGGCUUGGCCUGUUUUUUCGAGGUGAGUUUGUUUUGAAAGUGGUUUUGAUCGUUUCGUUUCGAGUUCAUGUUGCUUGUGGGGUGUUUUGGUUUUGUUUGAAGAGAAUAUCUCGCCGGAGACCGGAUUUUCCGGGGGCCAGAAACCGGUUAUAUAUAGAAAACACAACUUUUUUAAUGCAUACGCGUAUAGAUGUAUAGUUUGUUUCAUUUAAGACUCAGCAGAGGGAGAGAAUUUAGCUGUCUGGACGUCAAUAAAUAGAAUUCUUGAAGAUCAAUUUCUCUCUCCCCCCUCUCUCUCCCAACAAGAAAAGAUAUCCCAUUAAUCUCUCUCUCUCUCUCCCUCUCUCUCUCUCCCCAUUUUUACCUCUCUUUACAGACUCUGUUUUCCCCUGUUUCUGUAGGGUCUCUCUGCUUCCAGGGCAAGGAGAGGAGAAAGCAGUAAAACCCUGCCUUUCUCUCUCCCUCUCUCUUUUCUCCAUCAUGGUUUCGGAGAAGAAAGAUUCAAUGCAAUCAAAUCUUCGAUCUCUCCUGGAUUCCACAACGCCUGUACCCUCCUCUCAAUUUUUAUCCAAGAGUGGGAUCAAAAAGUUGAAUAGAAUAUGGCAUCCUUGGGAGAGGGAAAAAAUCGAUUUCUUUACUCUGAGUGAUCUUUGGAAUUGCUACGACGAAUGGAGUGCCUAUGGGGCCGGAGUUCCUAUCCGGUUGGACAAUGGAGAAAACCUUGUUCAGUACUAUGUGCCUUAUCUCUCUGCAAUCCAAAUUUUUAUCAGCACUCAGUCGCUGAAUUCUCUAAGGGCAGACGCUGAUUCCACAUCGGAGACGAGGGAUACUUUCAGCGACUCGUUCAGUGAUGAGAGCGAGAGUGAAAAAUUAUCAAGGUGGGACGGAUGUUCGUCAGAAGAGUGGGUUUUUGAGCAAGAGAACCUCUGGCAUCAAAAUGAUAGACUGGGUCAUCUUUACUGUCAGUACUUUGAAAAAUCAACUCCGUAUGGAAGGGUACCACUCAUGGAUAAGAUUAAUGCAUUAUCACAAAAGUAUCCGGGAUUAAUGUCAUUAAGAAGUGUUGAUCUCUCACCAGCUAGUUGGAUGGCAGUUGCUUGGUACCCGAUAUACCAUAUUCCCAUGGGGAGAACAAUAAAGGAUUUGUCUACAUGCUUCCUCACAUACCACACUCUCUCGUCUUCUUUUCAAGAUUUGGAUGACGAUGAUGAAAUGGCAAACACAAAUAGCAAGUGGAAGAAAUCCGAAGGCAUUGCUCUUGCUCCUUUUGGAUUGGCCACUUACAAGAUGCAAGGAGAUGUGUGGGUCUCCAACAAGAACGGAGGGGACCAUGAGAGAUUAGUCUCGCUAUUAAGUGUUGCAGAUUCUUGGCUAAAGCAACUGAGGGUCCAGCACCAUGACUUUAACUACUUCACGGGGGUUCGGCGUGGCUAAUGUCAACUACACACUCCUGUAACUCACUAAAACACCAAACCCUACGUAAAAAAUAUUGACUUUGUUGAAUGGUUAUCGGCAUGUCUUGGUUUUGUGUUCUCCGGAGAGAUAACUGGCCUCAGUAAUGACAGGAUUGUAUAUUACUAGCUUAUAACUCUUUGUCUGACUGUCUUUAAAAGAGACCAGAGUAUUCUCUACUUAUGUUAGUUUCCUACACAGUUUGCUGAGGAACAACUGUGAUGAUGUACAAGUUGUAACAAAUAGUGUGAGCGAGAGAGGCCGGGAGAGAGAGAGAGAGGGAGGGAGAGAGAGGCCUAAGACUAACUGGUUUGUACUUUCUCAUGGAUUAACAAAGUUCCUGUAAAUGAUUAUAUGCUUGUUGGUUUUCUUUUCUU